GUGUUAAUUCGAAAGUCGGUUCCCUUUUCGGUAACCAAGACGUCAUGAAAACAACCUCAAUGGCGGACCAGUAAUCUGAGUGCAGCAAUAAUUUGUAUCUCUGUCUAAGUAACAUCAUGGCAGAUCAAGAACAAAAACCAGAAACAACUGAGGAGAAAACAGAAGAACAAACUCCUGCCCCAGUGGUAGAGACCAUGGAGGAAACAAAACAGGGAGCCCCAGAAAAUGCCCCACCCCCAGCAAAAGAGCCACCACCCGCUGCAGAGCCAGCAGCCCCCGAGACUGUCGAACCUGUGGUGGAGCCCACCCAAGAAACAAUAGCAGCACCACCUACAGAGGAGGCCAAGGAAGAGGCAACAGAAAACAAAAAAGAGGAGGAACCAAAAGAAGAACCGAAAGAGGAAGAAAAAGAGGAAGCGAAGGAAGAAGUGAAGGAGGAAGCGAAGGAAGAAGUGAAAGAGGAAGCAAAGGAAGAAGUGAAAGAGGAAGCAAAGGAAGAAACAAAAGAGGAGCCCAAAGAAGUUACUCAAGAGGAAUCAAAGGAUGCUGCGCCAGAGGAGGAGAAGAAACCCGAUGAGAAGCCUGCCGAGGUAUCCCCCGAGGAGGGGGCUGAAAAGUCAGAGGAACCUCCUAGAGAGGACACAAUACAGCAAGCUCCCGCCCCCACUCCUCAGCCCACCCAGACAACAGGGAUGGGCACGAUGGAAUCCGGGGAGGGACAUGAGACUGACCCUCACGCCACGACCCCCAGGACAACAGCCAAUCUAGAGGCCACAGCAACAGUUAAGAUAGUGCUGAUGCCCAGUGGUCAGGUGGUGACCCUGGCGUGUACCCUGGGUCAGACCCUACAUCAGCUGAAGGACCACUUCUCCCAGGAGCUCAAGAUGCCUGUACAGCUCAUACUCCUCAUGUUUGACGGAAAAGCUGUGGAAGAUACCACUACUUUGGCGGAUCUGGGGGUGGGGCCAAAUGGAACAGUCCAAUUAGAGAUGCAGUCAGCUGAUCCAGUUAACACCCCCAUCAAGACUUACCGCCCACGACAGGAGUACCAUAUGCCUGAUGUCAUCACAGUCCGGGUACAAACAGAUGAGAAUGCUUACAAAGAUGUGGUGGUAGAAAUUGAGAGAGCCACGAGAAAGAAGCCAUAUCUGGGAGGGUACCGCCACAAGAAAACGGGGGUCCUAUACCACCAUGCCACCGCCCAGACUAUCAAGAAACAACCACCACCUUCUCAAGUCCCGCGAAACUGCCGCGACACCCAGACAGUACAACAGAGGCACCACGUCCAGCAGACGACGAAUGACACCUCCACACAGAUGACCGGGAUCGGGGUGUAUGUGUCCAAUAUGGAGGACAAACUCAUGGUGCCUGGAAAAUACACCACGGCAGAUGAGCAUCAUAGCAUGAUUUUCAAAAAGGUCAUUAUAAUUCAAAAAUACCACAGAAGGUGGUUAGCAAAGAGGUAUGUGGAAAAAUUAAAACAAGACAAGGUCCAGCGUCUGGAAUGGGAGAGACUAGAGGAGCUUAAGAAGAAGAAAGAAAAAGAGGAGAGGAUCAAAAAGGAAUUUGAGAGGAGGAUGAACCCCAAAACAAAGGAGGACUUUGAUUUACUUUAUCAUGCUCUGGAAAAAUGGAGACAGGAGGAGUUAGAGAGGAUCAAUGGUACCUCAGAGGGGGCGGAGCGUAAAGCAGCGCUGUGUAUGUUACUGGACCAGGAGACCCAGCUCAUCUCAGCCAUCGGUCGGCAUAAGCUAGAGGCCGACAGCGAAAACAAGGAGAAACGUAUACAGGCAUUCCUUAGCAAGGCUGCAGCCCCUAAGAAGUGGAAGGGACACGAUGGUAAGACCACAGAGAUGGACACGCCCUACACAAUCCGAGCCAAGGAGCUGAGGGACAUCUAUAACAGUAUCAACAUGAAGUACCUCACUCAGGAUGAAAGACUGGAUGUACUACUGACUCUCAAACAUACUGUCAAGGAGCAUGACUGCAAACUGACUCAAGAAAUCAUUGAGCUAAUUGACAGAGAGGCUGACCUACUUAUGAGGGGUGUUCGAGAGGGAAAUCUUGAAGGCCUUAGGAAAAGAAUUUCUACUUUGUUCCUACAGUACAUCAAGACACCUACAUUCAACCCAGAAGCUGCCAAAUUGCUCAAGGUGCCUCAAGAUCCCUCUGUCCUCCGCAAGAACAUCUACUUCUGUCCCAGCUGUAAUCAGUACCUGCCCUCUACUGAGUUUGCCCUGGCCUCCAACUCCCGUACCGUUGGUAAAUGCCAGAGAUGUACGAAGAUCGACAACGAUGCCCGAACCAGGCAGGAUUACAGCACUUACACAUACAUGCUCAAAAUGCUGCGGCGAGCAGAGGAAAGAUAUGGCGAUGGCUCUAGAAUUGCCUUCCUCCUGCAGGAGCAGGAUCUGCGUUACCUUGUGGAGAAGAUCUGGAGUUGUCAGAGCAUACUGAGCGCGUGGGACGACAUCUUUGACCUGGUUCUGUCCCGCUGGGACAAACAUCAGGAGUGGUCUCCCUGGAACUGCAUUCUCCUGACCAAGGAUGAAGCCGCCGCCCACGAAAGGCUCCAUGAUUUGGAGGAGGGAUAUGGUUUAGUUUUCAUUCAGAAGGUUCAACAGAAACAUGUGCUAGCUAGGAACUAUUUCUCUAGGCUGCCAGGAAUGGCAGAACACUUAAGAGCCAGAGCUAACGAUCGGCUUACCCAACCCAAUGGUCCCGCCAUUAACGGGCAACAAGUCCCCGUGCAGUCCAGGGCUUAGGAACAUGAUUAAAUUGUAGACAUACAAUUAAAUUUUAACAAGAACUGUUUAACUAGGAAAUGAAAUUUUACAAUUCAAAAUUAAAUUAUAUCUGAUGAAGAAAUCUGUGAUAUUUUUGUUAUUUUCAAAUGUAUUUUAAAUUUUUCUUGUAUCAUGUGAAGAUUUUAAUUCAAUUGUGAAAAAUUCAUUGUUAUUUACUGUAUGUCCAUAAUUGACCUACAUGUAUUUAUGUGAAUAUAAACUG
This is a messenger RNA of Saccostrea cuccullata (small rock oyster), 3009 nucleotides long. Its product is annotated as IQ and ubiquitin-like domain-containing protein. The record is from RefSeq and is a predicted model, not a curated record. Lineage: Eukaryota; Metazoa; Mollusca; Bivalvia; Ostreida; Ostreidae. The coding region runs from base 117 to 2765 and encodes 882 amino acids. Gene Ontology annotation, molecular function: protein binding. Gene Ontology annotation, biological process: cilium assembly. The transcript is spliced from 15 exons. Gene Ontology annotation, cellular component: acrosomal vesicle; motile cilium.